AUGGUGCAAGUGUCGGUGUUUGGUCCUCCGAAGGGGUUGCCGUUUCCCCGGUUUGGCGCGGGUUUGACAGAGGAUGAGACGAAGGAGUCCUUCCUCGACCGCGUGGAGGUUUCUGCUUGGAGGAUCGUUGGAAAGAUCUCAGAGAAGGAAUAUCUCCAGCGGAAGUCUGCGCUUGGGACGAUGCCCCGUUUUAACCGUGUUUUUGAAGAAUUGGGGAUUGAGUAUGAGCAUUAUGUUAUUCCUCCGGAUGUGUUGCUUGGAUUGGAGAGGAAGAAGGAUUCUUCCAAGGCUGUUGCCUUGGCAGAGUCAAAGAAGAGGAAGGGUGGUGGUGCUGUGAAGCAGCUCACAAAGAAGCGCAAGGCGGAGGUUUUGCUGGAAGCUCCGGUUGAGUCUUCCUCCGCCCGCUCCUCUGCUGCCGAGUCUAACUCGGUGGUUUCUGCGCCUGCGGAGGUUGAGAAGGUGGUGCCUGCUGGUGGAGGUCCUGAAGUUCAAGCCUCCCGCGCGGUCUCUUCUGUGCGCGCGCCUUUCGCGUCGCUUCUUGGGGAGGAGUCUUCCGACGCGGAGGCCCCUGGGGCGAGUCCUGCGCGGGAGGCGAAUCCUGAGUUGGUGGAGAUUCCUGCGCGGGAGGCUGCUGCUGGCGGAGGAUCUCCGCCGAAGGAGGUGCAGGUGGAAUCUAGUGAUGAUGCAGAGUCUGCUUCUGUUCGUAGGAUAAGGAGGGCGGAGGCUCCCCUUCGUCCGGCUAGAGAUGCGGAUGUUUUUGCUAGGCUGGCUACCGCGGAGGAGCUGGCUAAAGGCGCCAGCAUUGCGCAGGAAGGUCUUGCUGUUCCUCCGCGGCGUGAUCCUGCGCGUUCUGCGUUGGCCAGCAGGUCUUCGCCUGCUGAUGUACUUGGUCCUGGUGCUUCUGAUCCUUCGAUCACAGAGAUCGUUUCCGUCAGAAGCUCCGCAGCAUGGACUUUGACACGUUACUUCGCGUGCAAUAUGAGCACCAUAGCCUUUGCUCUAAAGAAGGAGAACGAGACCUUGGAAGCCGAGAAGGCUCGCCUGUUGGAGGAAGUUAGGGGGUUUUCUUCCAUCCGGCGGGAGAUUGAGUCCCUGAAGAAGGAGAGGGAUGAUUACAAGGCUGGGUCGGAGGUUCUGAAGAAGGAGAAAGAAGAUGCCGAAGCUGCAGCAGCUGUCCUCCGCACGAGUGCCACUGAGGCGGAGAGGGCUAGGGACUUAGCCCUGCAGCGAGCUGAAAAGGCGGAGGACAUUGCUGACCGCCUUUGCAAAGAGCUUGAUGCUGAGCGGAUGUCUGCGGCUGAGCUGCAGACUCGCGUGCAGAAGGCGGAUGCGGAGGCUGCGGCUAUCGUUGGACUCUACGCCGAGUCGCUUGCUCAGUUCGGGGGUAGUACUUCUGCUCCUCCGCCAAGUGAUGACGUUGGGGCUAGCCUCGCAUGGCUGAAGUCUCAUAUUCGCAUGCUCCCUGACUUUGUCGGGGGUGCUGUCGAUUUUGGGGCUUUGGCUGCGGUUAGCUCCUUCGCCAAGCUUUUGCGCCGCGGAGGUUGCUCUCACGCGGAGGAAGUUGCCAAGGAAGAAUUUUCGACAGCGGAGGACAUUGGCGAAGGCACCUCUAGUCUGCGCAAAUCUGUCCGGAACUUUAUCAGUUCGUUCUGGAUUAGGUUUGGGCGGGCUGAGGCGAAGAAAAUGGCGGAGGCUCGUCGCGCUGAGGAGAUUGCGAAGAAGAAGGCUAAGGGUGACAAGGCCGGUCCUUUGUGUCCCCCUAGCGAGGCGCAUCCUGCGACUCAAGCUGGUGCAGAGGUUCAUGAGGCUGGUGCUAAAGCUCCUGAAGGAUCUGGUGCCAAGGCUUCAGAAGGACCUGAAGCUCCUGCUCCUCCUCCGCCUCAGUUGUCGUAUCCUAUCCUCCGCAUCUUUGGCGAGGAGGUGGAAGAAUCUUUUUGGUUGGGGGAUCCUGAUGACAUGUAUGAGCGUUUUUUGCCUGAGCGCGCGGAGGUUGUUCGAUCCUCUCCUAAACGUGAUGUUCUUCCUCCGGGUUUUGUCGAAGGAAGCUAUGUGACUCCAGUGACGUUCAAGCGGGGUGAUUUGUUAGAAGUUAUUGCCAAGUUAUGGAUGGUUGUUGUGAUUGUUGUAGUAGUUGGUUCUACUUUGCCUGACUGGGGAUUAUCGUAG
Messenger RNA from Sorghum bicolor (sorghum), 2166 nucleotides. RefSeq lists its product as uncharacterized. The coding region runs from base 1 to 2166 and encodes 721 amino acids. Lineage: Eukaryota; Viridiplantae; Streptophyta; Magnoliopsida; Poales; Poaceae. The record is from RefSeq and is a predicted model, not a curated record. The transcript is spliced from 9 exons.